ACGGCCCAGAAUGUUUUCCCGCGGCCACGGCAGUGCUGGCAGUGUGUGGGGGGCACAGGUGUUGGUCAUGGUCAUGGUGCAGAGCAUGGCCGGGGGUUAUGUAAUCUUUCUUUGAAAAAUCUUGAACCCUGCUUGCAGUGUCUGCACUGCUGUAAAAAUUUUCCUACUCAUCCAGGACAUUGUGAAGCACUCCAUGCCUCUGUCCAUGCAUGGCCACGCCUCUGACUGUUUGGGAGCAGCUGCUCCCUGGUGCAGGAUGGCCCACAGAAGACUGCUGCUGGCCUGGUCCAGGGGAGGGAUGGGUGUCCCGCUCCCCCUCCCCCCUGCCAGUGCCCACCACAUGGCCAACAUGAUCCAGAGGUGCUACAGUGCCACGCCGCCCCCCCAGCGGCCGCCCACCUUCUUUGGGAAGAUCAUUGAGAACUUGAGGGAUGAGAUGAACAGGAGUCAGAAGAUGAAGGAAAGUUUAAAGGAGUUCAGGAAAGACAUGGAAAAACUAGAAAAGUCUGAAGCCUUGCAAAAAGUCAGGGAAAAGUACCAGACGGUGGAGGAGGAAACAGCCGAGGGGAGCAAGCUGGCUAAGAAGCAGUUUGACACCAUCAAGAAGAAGGUUGCAGAGACAGUGGAGGAAGCACAGAAGGCAGAGAUACUUCAAAAGGCCUCCAAACUGACCGAGGAAGCCACGAGGCAGGCGCAGAAGGUUGGGCAGACCAUCUCCCAGAAGGGCGAGGAGAUCAGCAAGACACAGACCUACCGCACCAUCUCGGACACAGCCAAGGCCGUCAAGGAGGAGAUCGACCACUCCACUUUUGGGGGUGCCGGGGCCAGGGUGUACAAGGCCCCGAAGGUGUUGCGCAAGAGAGUUGAGAGGGACCCAGACGCAGAGAAGAGAAUUAUUCAGGCUAACACUGAGGCGAGAGGCAUAACGUUACACAAGGACUCACAGUUUGCUCAGAGCUGGCAGAACUUUAAGGACAACAACCCCUACGUCAACAAGGUGCUGGUGUGGAAGACCAAGCUGGAUGAGAGCGACAACCCACUGGUCCGCGCCUCACUGCUCAUGAAGGACAAGGUGUCAGAACUCUUUGGUGGCGUCUUCCAACGAACAGAGUUGUCCGAGGCACUGACGGAGAUCUGCAAGAUGGACCCGACCUUUGACAAAGAGAGGUUCUUGCUGGAGUGUGAAUACGACAUGAUUCCUAACGUUUUAGAAGCCAUGAUCCGGCCAGACCUCGAAGUUUUACAAGACUGGUGCUACGAGCGGGCUUACUCCCUGCUGGCCACACCCGUCAAGCAGGCCUUCCAGCUUGGCUUUACCUUCGACUCUAAGGUCCUGGACGUGGACAAUGUUGACCUGGUGAUGGGCAAGGUGAUGGACGAGGGGCCGGUGCUGGCUGUCUCCUUCCAGUCUCAGCAGAUCAUGUGUUUACGCAAUAAUAAAGGAGAGGUUGUGGAGGGCGACCCCAGCAAGGUGCUCCGGGUUCAGUACGUGUGGGUGUUGUGUCGUGACCAGUCGGAGUUGGACAGCCGUGCGGCGUGGAGGAUCCUGGACCUCUCGGCCCAGAGCACGGAGCAGCUGGUGUAACGAAGGCUGCGCUGUUAGUAGCGUUGACGCAGUGUUUAGCGCAUAAACUCGUCUGUGAUUCAAUAAAUACACUGAAAUGUUGCGAGUGAACGUUGAUGCUUGGUGAAACUUUAACAUACCAAUCUUUCUACAUGGAUGUAAAGAAGAAACUUAGUCCAUAGGAACUAAUCCUACAUUAUAUAUAUUUUUUUACCUGUUUGUUGAACGUAACUUAUGCUGGGGAGCAGCAUAAAUGGCCUUCUCCAAAUUUAUACAGACUACCAAUCCAACAGUCUGUGUAGCGCACUGGUUAUGAGUUUCACGGCCUCGUGAACCAAUCCUGCCGUACCUGACGUCAAAUUGCAUGGUCAUGCCUCGAUAACCUUGCCCCGUUUAGUUUCAGCCAUUCUGGUAAUCACGUCUCUUGAGAAUCAAAAUGCUGCCACCUUGUGCUGCGUAACUCACCUCUGCAUGCAAACAAAACGUCAUCGUCAUGUUAACCCCUGGACUGUAUUUCCUACAAGAAGACAUCACCAAGCUACAGGAGUGGAACAAAAACUGGCUGCUACAAUUCAGUGAAGAAAAAUGUAGAGUCCAGCACCUUGGGAGGGGAUAUCCAGCACACCAAUACUCAUGGGAAACACUCCACUAUCCAUCACAGAGGCAGAGAAAGACCUGGGAGUGUAUGUUACUAGGCUACCAGUGAAGGCCAAAUCCGUGCCAAUCGCAGCGGACGGGUUAAAUACUUCUGCCGCAGAGUUGACGUUGCCUGGACUGAAGUUGGCUAGUUAUAACUGAACUAAAAAUUUAUAUAUAACUUAAGUUUCUCUUAGUUUAGUUUUUUUUUUAAGGAUGAUGUGUUUUCAAGUUUGUAUAUUCAUGGCUCUUCAUUGCUGUAGAUUGAACACCAGUAUUUAUUGCAGGUUAUCAUGCUGUGCUGUUUGCUGUUCAUGUGUCUAGGAUAAAGCUAUCUGUACAUUACUGUCUAUCACUCCAUUCUCAGCACUCGCCAGCCUCUCUCUCAGUCAAGGUUAAAGUACAACAUUCAGAAGGCUGAGCAAGUGUAUGUAAAUAAUGUAAAUUAAGUAACUUGUCAUAA
Messenger RNA from Eriocheir sinensis (Chinese mitten crab), 2663 nucleotides. Its product is annotated as mitochondrial import inner membrane translocase subunit TIM44-like. NCBI's taxonomy places the organism in Eukaryota, Metazoa, Arthropoda, Malacostraca, Decapoda, Varunidae. Gene Ontology annotation, molecular function: protein-folding chaperone binding. The record is from RefSeq and is a predicted model, not a curated record. Gene Ontology annotation, biological process: protein import into mitochondrial matrix. Bases 194 to 1585 code for a protein of 463 amino acids. Gene Ontology annotation, cellular component: mitochondrial inner membrane. The transcript has 10 exons.